CUUCAGACAGAAACAUCAGACUCGGGACAGAAACACACAACCUCUAAAAAAUGGAGCAAACUCUGUAUUUCAUUCUUCUUCUCAUUGCUCUCUGCUCCGUAUCUGAAUGUGUUCAGCGUCAGUAUCACUUUAUAAACGAGAGGAAGACCUGGACUGAAGCUCAGAGAUACUGCAGAGAGAAUUACACAGAUCUGGCCACCGCUGACAACAUGAACGACAUGAACGAGCUGAAGAAGAGUGUGAAUGAUGGAAGUGUUCAGUAUGUCUGGAUUGGGCUGAAGAGGGCGAGUCGUGAAAAAUGGCAGUGGUCUUCAGGUGAACCUGUGCUCUAUCUGAACUGGGCUCCUGGACAACCAGACGGCAGUGAUUAUUGUGUUGUGAUGUUAAAUGCACAAUGGUAUGAUUGGCCAUGUAGCGCAACCCAACCUUUCAUCUGCAACAACAUGAACACAGGACUCAUCUUUAUCAAUCAGAUGAUGAACUGGAGAGACGCUCAGAGUUACUGCAGACAGAAUCACACUGAUCUGGUCAGUGUGAGAAACCAGGAUGAGAAUCAACAGGUUCAGAAGAUCAUUAGUGAUAAUCAUUUAUCUGGAUCACAUGUCUGGAUCGGUCUGUUCAGAGACUCAUGGCAGUGGUCAGAUCAGAGUGACUCCUCAUUCAGAGACUGGAAGUCUGGUCAACCUGAUAAUAGUGGAGGUGGUGAAAACUGUACAGCUGUUGAACUGAACGCUCAGGGAAAAUGGCAUGACGUCCCUUGCAGCACACCGUUUCCUUUUGUGUGUCAUGAAGAUAAACUGAUUGUGAUCAGAGAGAAUCUGACGUGGUCUGAAGCUCUGAGAUACUGCAGACAGAAUCAUGUGGAUCUGGUCUCGGUUCAUUCAGAAGAGAUUCAGCGUCGUGUGAUGAACGUGGUUAAACGAGCGUCUACUGCGGAGGUGUGGUUGGGUUUACACAACUACUGCAUCAUGAACAUGUGGCUCUGGGUGAGUGGAGAGACUGUGUGCUAUCAGAACUGGGCUCCAGGGAACGGUACAAAACAGGAAAACUGCAGACUUGAGAAGAGAAAAGGAGCAGUUCAGUCUGGAGGAGAUCAGCGCUGGAUCAGCCUUCCUGAAACUCACAAACUCAACUUCAUCUGCAUAAAAAAAGUGUGAAUGUUUUUGUUUACUUGCAUUCACUGUUCUAAUACUUCAUUAUUUUUCUGAUUUACUAUUAGACAUUUGAUAUUUGAUUACUUACAUUAUUUAGUAAGUUCUGAAAGAAUCUGCUGAUUGUACUUUAAAAGUUGCCAAAAGUCAGUUUUACUUCUGUAUUUUAAUUAUAAAAAUAUAGCGUGCUCUUAACACAAAUUUUUAAAUAUUCUUUAGAUUGUAUAAUUUACUAACAUAAUAUAUGUGUGUUUUAGAAAACUCUUUGUAGAUCUGGUUAUCUCAAAACCAUGAGAUAAACACAAGACCAGAUAAACAGAACAUCAGCUCAAAUAAACUUAUC
Molecule: messenger RNA, 1494 nt
Organism: Cyprinus carpio (common carp)
Lineage: Eukaryota; Metazoa; Chordata; Actinopteri; Cypriniformes; Cyprinidae
Product: C-type mannose receptor 2-like
Source: RefSeq, a predicted model, not a curated record